AUGGCGACACGUCCAAAGGCGAGGCGUCUGCCGGCGGCCAUGGAGCUGUCGCCGAGACUGGCCGAAAAUGGCCGGCGCAAAGCCUCUUUCUUUGGCGUUGGUGGCCUCAAGCGACGCAUCCUCACAACCGAGUACGUCGCGCACCUGCGCAAGUCGACGCGGGCCUACCUUCAGCGCACGGCUGCGAACGACGCCCCGAUCUUCUGUGAGGUCUGCAAGGUGGCGUUUGCGUCCGAGCAAAAGCGACACUCGCACGUGUCCUUCUCCACCCUGCACGCACUCAACGUCAAGGAGGCGACGGCGCUCGAGAAGAAGACGACCAAGCUCGCCGCCCUCGACGACGAAUCGGAGCUGCCCGUGACACCGCGACUCUUGUACCACAGCUCCAAGCUCCUGCUCAAGACUAACACGAUGCUCGAGUGCUCGCUGUAUGCGCAGGCGCCGGCCGGGAAGCGGACGUACCAGCGCUACGUUCUGGUCUGCACCAACUUGGACCUGCAAAAGGCACUGCCGCCCAUCUAUGUGAAUGGCGAUCUCGUCGACGCGAUGAUGGUUGACGAGACGACCAAGUGCGCGACCGAAGUCAACGUGCUUUUGCAAACCACUGCGCGCAGCAGCGUCGGCGACUGGUUCAUGAAGCGCCUCGUGUAUGCGGCGGACCCACCGAGCGUCGCACUGCAGCGUCACCCGAGCGACAUGAGCCCGAUCCCGCUCGUAUCGGGGCCGCCGACUGUCGUUGGCGUCGAUAGCGGAUUGGUGCGCAGUAAGAAGCCCCGCCUCGUGAGCGCCAACACGUUUUUCCGGAAGCGCGACCAAGUGCAAAGUGAGAGUGCAGGCGCCGCUGUCGAGCGCCAAACGGCCACCGCGCACGCCGAGAAGGCCCAAAGCGCGCUCUCCGCCUACUACGGCUACAACACCCAGUCGCACCACCGUCCGCGCGCGCUGCCCGAGCUGGACGGGCUCGGUACAAUCACGUCGGCGCUCGAAACCAUGGUUGUCACACCACCGCCAUAA
Saprolegnia diclina VS20 is the source of this 1014-nucleotide messenger RNA. RefSeq lists its product as hypothetical. The transcript is spliced from 4 exons. NCBI's taxonomy places the organism in Eukaryota, Oomycota, Saprolegniomycetes, Saprolegniales, Saprolegniaceae. The record is from RefSeq and is a predicted model, not a curated record. The coding region runs from base 1 to 1014 and encodes 337 amino acids.